This is a messenger RNA of Oryza sativa Japonica Group (Japanese rice), 384 nucleotides long. The record is from RefSeq and is a predicted model, not a curated record. NCBI's taxonomy places the organism in Eukaryota, Viridiplantae, Streptophyta, Magnoliopsida, Poales, Poaceae.
AUGCAGUCCGGUGGCCGGCGGCCAUCGACAGGGGCUCGCCACUACGACGAGCAUCUCGAGAACAAGUUCUACGCCUCCGACCUCGCCAAGAACCUCCAGCUGAACAAGGACGACGACUACGACGCCCUCGCCGAUCAGGACUGGGAGGCCACCUACUUCGUCCAGCACCGCCCCAAGAACAACGCCGCCGACUUCCCGGACAUCCCGCCGGCGGCGAGGGAGUCCCUGGACACGUACAUCGCGCAGGCGGUCUCCCUCGCCGAGUUGCGGGCCGGCUGCAUCAGCACCAACCUGGGCCUCAGUGACACUGACCGCGUUAGGGACGCCUUCGCGCCGCCGUUCGUCGGCACGCGGGAUGGAGCUCGACGCCGCGGCACUCGGUGA